AUUUUUUUAGGGAGGUUAAAUCGGGGCAAACUCCCUUGUUCUUCAGGGAGAGCUGGUCCCCUCCCCUCCCCCACCAAGUCCCCUUUAAAACCCCGCGCGAGGAAGACCUGGAAGGACCCCACGGAUCCGGAGUGACCCUUGGAUAUUAAACCGGAGCGAGGGAGGACUCGGGAAGGCGAUCCCACCCCGGCUGGUCACCGAAUGGACCAGCAGCCCAGCGCCAGGAGCUGCAGCCGGGGUGCCCCAGCCUGCGAGGCCAUCCCGAACGAGCCCUCCAUGAAUCUGUACAUCAACACCACCACCGGGACCCGUUAUGAGCUCUCAGUCCCCGUGGAAGAGACGGUGGAAGGACUGAAGCGGAGACUGUCCCAGAGGCUCAAAGUGCCCAAGGAGAGGCUGGCUCUCUUGCAUAAAGAAAGUCGGCUCAGUUCUGGAAAGCUGCAGGAUUUGGGGGUCGUGGAAGGAAGCAAACUGACGCUUGUCCCCACAGUGGAAGCUGGCUUGAUGUCUCAGGCAUCCAGACCAGAACAGUCAGUGAUGCAGGCUCUGGAAAGCUUAACUGAAACUCAGGUCAAUGACUUCCUGUCAGGAAGGUCCCCGCUGACGCUGGCCCUGCGGGUCGGCGACCACAUGAUGUUCGUGCAGCUCCAGCUGGCAGCUCAGCAGAGUGGGGGGCAGCUCCAGCAUCGGCAUGUCAUCACUAGCCGGGGGGAGCCCGGGGCAGCGGCCGGCCCCACCCCCCAGUGCAGGACGCUGCACGGAGGGACCAGCUCCAACUUCGCCCGCAUCCCCGUGGUGCCCACCUGCCAGCAGAGCCCUGCCCCCAGCCCCGCCCCCUCAGCACAGGCCACACCCAUGUACUGUAACGCCGCCCACCCCGCCCCCGUCACAGCCGGGAUGUUCCGGUCGCAUGGGGCCAGCACGCAAACGGUUAACAGCAGCGUCGUCUCCUCCUGCUCAGAGGUGGACUGUAGCGCUCGGAGUAACAAUUCUGCCAGCAGCAACCCAGCCCCAACAAGCCGAUCCCGCAAACCUGGUGCAGUCAUAGAGAGCUUCGUUAACCACGCUCCUGGGGUCUUCUCAGGGACCUUCUCUGGCACUUUGCACCCCAACUGCCAGGACAGCAGCGGGCGGCCCCGGCGUGACAUCGGCACCAUCCUUCAGAUCCUCAAUGACCUCCUGAGCGCCACGCGGCACUACCAGGGCAUGCCUCAGUCCCUGACGCAGCUGCGGUGUCAGACGCAGUGCGCCCCCUCCUCGCCCCCGCCCUCCCCGGAUCCCGCCAGCAAAACUACCUCAGAGAAGCUGACGUCCGCGACCGCCGUGGCCUCACAGCCCCUGCACUCCGUGGUCCAGUGCCAGAGCCAAAUCCGGAUGUGCAAGCCCAGUGGUGACCGUCUGCGGCAGACCGAGAACCGCGCCACCCGCUGCAAGGUGGAGCGCCUGCAGCUGCUGAUGCAGCAGAAGAGGCUGCGUCGGAAGGCACGGCGGGACGCCCGGGCCCCAUACCACUGGCUGCCAAAUCGCAAGUCCAGCCGGACCAACAGCAACAGCAGCGUGUCUAGCGAAGGCAGCCUGGACCUAGACUUCGAGGAUUCAGUGUGGAAGCCUGAAGUCAAGGCAGACCUGAAAUCAGAAUUUGUUGUAGCAUAG
This is a messenger RNA of Emys orbicularis (European pond turtle), 1653 nucleotides long. RefSeq names its product midnolin (gene MIDN). Lineage: Eukaryota; Metazoa; Chordata; Testudines; Emydidae. The record is from RefSeq and is a predicted model, not a curated record. The transcript has 8 exons. Bases 202 to 1653 code for a protein of 483 amino acids. Gene Ontology annotation, cellular component: nucleus. Gene Ontology annotation, molecular function: protein binding.